Messenger RNA from Staurois parvus, 360 nucleotides. The record is from the annotation of a GenBank genome assembly. Lineage: Eukaryota; Metazoa; Chordata; Amphibia; Anura; Ranidae.
CCAGAGACGCGCGGCGAUCAGUGGUGCGCUGUGUCCCUUGGACGACGGCUCUGUAAUGUGGUCAGCUGUGUUCAAUCACAGCUGAUCGCAUGGGGCAUGUACACUGAUGAUCAGUGUAGCCCCAUCAGUGCCACCUGUCUGUGUCCAGCAAUGCCAGCUGUCAGUGCUAAUCAAUGCCACCUGCCAGUGCCCAUUAUUGCCACAUCAGUGCCACAUAUCAGUGCCUACCAGUGCACAUCAAUGCCACAUAUCAGUUCCCAUCUGAGCUGCCUUUCAGUGUCACCUAUCAGUGCCAGUCAGUGCCACCUAUCAAUACCAGUCAGUGCCGCCUAUCAGUGCUCACCAGUGCUGCCUAUCAGU